This is a messenger RNA of Momordica charantia (bitter melon), 1507 nucleotides long. Its product is annotated as RING/U-box superfamily protein. Gene Ontology annotation, cellular component: endoplasmic reticulum. The record is from RefSeq and is a predicted model, not a curated record. Gene Ontology annotation, biological process: ubiquitin-dependent protein catabolic process. Lineage: Eukaryota; Viridiplantae; Streptophyta; Magnoliopsida; Cucurbitales; Cucurbitaceae. Gene Ontology annotation, molecular function: ubiquitin protein ligase activity; metal ion binding.
AAUCUAUAUAACAUAUUAAAUGUGAGGCUUCCCAUACCUAUUGGCAGCAAUAAUUAAAUUGUAAAAACAAAUUUCAUCGAAGCGAGGAGUUCUGAAAGAUGGAAUAAUAGGAGCCGUCGGAUUCGUAGACUUCAAAACGCAGCGUUUUGUCGUACAUGACGGAGACGACGUAACUUACGCGUUGUUAUCCGUCGACUAGGCAAUUUAAUAAUAAUUUCUAAAGAAAAGAUUAUUAAAUAUUACAAAGCCCUUGAAAAUUGGAAUCUCGAUUCUUCUUCUCCUCUCUUCGGGAGUUCCUGAUUUCGCAGAUUCUGCCUUUUCCGGAGGACCAACGCUUUUCUUCCGAGUUGAUUUCGCCAUCGUGUUCUCGCGAUUUCCGAUUUCCUUCUUCUCAAGGCUGUAGCUACUGAUAUUGGGCGGCAAAUUAGAAUGGCGAACGAGUUUGGAGAAUCAACAAGCGUGCCACAUCAAAACCCCUUUUGUUCCAUUAACAGUGACAGCAGCAGCAAUGACACUGGUGAUUUCGAAUGCAAUAUUUGCUUCGAGUUAGCUCAAGAUCCAAUUAUCACUCUUUGCGGCCAUCUCUAUUGCUGGCCCUGUCUGUAUAGAUGGCUGCACUAUCACUCGCAUUCCCAAGAAUGUCCAGUUUGUAAGGCUGUUGUUCAGGAGGAGAAGUUGGUUCCCCUUUAUGGUAGGGGAAAGAUACCAUCUGACCCAAGAUUAACUAGAUAUCCCGGUAUUGACGUUCCCAAUCGCCCUGCUGGGCAAAGGCCUCAAACUGCACCUCCCCCUGUUGCCAAUGACUUUGCAAACUACGGGUUUGGAUUCACUGGUGGGUUUAUGCCAAUGGCAACAGCAAGGAUUGGCAACUUCACUUUGGCUACUGCUUUUGGUGGGCUGAUCCCAUCUUUAUUCAACAUACAGUUUCAUGGAUUUCCUGAUGCUACAGUUUAUGGAACUACUUCUGGUUAUCCCUAUGCUUUCAAUACAUUCCAUGGGGGUCAUGGCCACCAUUUUCCUCAACCGCCAAUUCGAGGUCAGCAUGCUGAUAACGUACUGAAAAACCUCCUUUUGCUUGUUGGUGUCUUUGUAAUUCUUGCCUUGCUUUGGUGGUAAAAUAAUCUUCCAUUUAAGUGGAAAUAGCACAAGUGUAGAGAUUUCAUUUAGUAUUUAAAAGUAGAUUAGUUAAUACUCUGUGAUCAUAUGUAUGGCUUGAUGGUGUUACUUCCUGUGAGGUUCCCAUCAAUUCUUGUUAUUGAUAUCCGCAAGGACUUCUGGAUGUUUCUUUCUUUAGUACAGACGAACCCCAUAUUCACAUCCUGCCACUCCAAACUCCUUUACCUCUCCUCAACUCUAAUUUAUUUCAGCUAAGAUUGCCUACGUCUGGUCCAUAUAAAAUUUCUAUAUUUCCAUGUGACUGUGCAAUGCAUCUCAGCAUCAAAAUUAGUAUAUUUAUCGAGUUGAAGUUAUUCACAUUAAUAGACAUGGCGGCCCUUUUUUGCCUGAA